AAUCGAGCCAAAAACGCACCUUCCCCCUAUUUCUAGCGCAUGUUGUUGACAAAUUUCUAUUUCAACGCUAUUUCCGUUUCUUUUCUCUCUUAUAUAAGAACAACCUCAUUCACAUUCUUUUUCAUCAAUUCACUUCCCAAUUCUAUAAUCAUCGUCAUCAUGGCACUCUUUCAAAAACCACAUCUCUCUCUUGUCCUCGUGCUUUCUCUUUCGUUUUUGUCUCUUGCUCUUGCCGUAGACAUGUCCAUCAUCGACUACGAUGCAAAACUCGAUGCUGCAAAGAACGAAAACCACCUCAUGAAGUUGUAUGAAUCGUGGUUGAUGAAGCAUGGUAAGGUUUAUAAUGCAUUAGGUGAGAAAGUACGUCGAUUUGAAAUCUUUAAGGACAACCUUAGGUAUAUUGAAAACCAUAACAAUUUUGAAAACCACUCCUUCAAGUUGGGUCUCACAAAGUUUGCUGAUCUUACCAAUGAAGAAUAUCGUUCCAUGUUUUUGGGUACACGACCUCGGAAAUCCAAAGGGUUGUUGUCUGCUUCCAAGAGUGAUCGUUAUGCUAUUCGUGAUAACGAUGAAUUGCCAGAGCACGUUGAUUGGAGGGAGAAAGGUGCUGUCAAUCCCGUCAAAGAUCAAGGCCAAUGUGGGAGUUGUUGGGCAUUCUCAACGGUUGCAGCUGUGGAAGGGAUCAAUCAAAUUGUAACCGGUGAUCUCAUAUCUCUAUCAGAACAAGAGUUGGUGGAUUGUGAUAGAGGUUAUAACAUGGGGUGCAAUGGAGGUCUCAUGGACUAUGCUUUUGAGUUUAUAAUGAAAAAUGGAGGCAUCGAUACAGAAGAGGAUUACCCUUAUCAUGCUCGUGAUAAUACAUGUGAUGCAUUCAGGAAAAAUGCUCGGGUAGUCUCUAUUGAUGGAUAUGAAGAUGUUCCUCAGAAUGAUGAGAAAUCUUUGAAGAAGGCGGUUGCACAUCAACCUGUUAGCGUUGCCAUUGAAGCUGGUGGCAGGGCAUUUCAACUUUACCAAUCGGGUGUUUUUACUGGCAUUUGUGGAACAGAACUUGAUCACGGUGUUGCAGUGGUUGGAUAUGGAACAGAGAACGGGAUCGAUUACUGGUUAGUGAGGAACUCAUGGGGUUCAUCAUGGGGUGAAAAUGGCUACAUUAAGAUGGAGAGAAAUUUGUUAACAAAAGAAACUGGCAAGUGUGGAAUUGCAAUGGAGGCAUCAUAUCCUAUCAAGAAGGGUCAGAACCCACCAAAUCCUGGUCCUUCACCUCCAUCACCUGUUCAGCCUUCAACUGUAUGUGAUGAAUACUACUCUUGCUCAGCUGGAACCACAUGUUGUUGCCUUUUUGAGUAUGGAAACUUCUGCUUUGCUUGGGGAUGCUGCCCUAUUGAGUCUGCAACUUGCUGCGAUGACGGUUCCAGCUGUUGCCCUCAUGACUACCCGGUCUGCGAUGUUGAAGCUGGAACUUGCCGAUUGAGUAAAGAUAAUCCUUUUGGAGUUAAAGCUUUGAAAAGGACACCUGCAAUAAGUACUGGGAAUUGGACUGCACGAAAAGCCGCAAUAAAACGCGCAAUAAAAGGCAACUAAAUGUGACAGAAGAGAGUGGAAUACUCAUGGCUGGCUUAAGCACAACAAGUCAAAAACAGUCUAUUAUGUAAAUAUAACAUAUUUAUUUUUCAUUCAUUUUUAAAUUCUUGAUUCUCUCUGUUUUUUAAUAUCAAUUUACAAUUUAAGAAUAUGUGUUGCGUGCCUUUGUUUUUUAUAUAUUCUGAUGAAAUUUGCAUA
Molecule: messenger RNA, 1779 nt
Organism: Medicago truncatula (barrel medic)
Lineage: Eukaryota; Viridiplantae; Streptophyta; Magnoliopsida; Fabales; Fabaceae
Product: low-temperature-induced cysteine proteinase
Exons: 5
Coding region: 40-1581 (513 amino acids)
Biological process (GO): proteolysis
Molecular function (GO): cysteine-type peptidase activity
Source: RefSeq, a predicted model, not a curated record